Mytilus californianus (California mussel) is the source of this 1005-nucleotide messenger RNA. Its product is annotated as proteasome inhibitor PI31 subunit-like. Bases 271 to 930 code for a protein of 219 amino acids. The transcript has 7 exons. NCBI's taxonomy places the organism in Eukaryota, Metazoa, Mollusca, Bivalvia, Mytilida, Mytilidae. Gene Ontology annotation, biological process: proteasome-mediated ubiquitin-dependent protein catabolic process. The record is from RefSeq and is a predicted model, not a curated record. Gene Ontology annotation, molecular function: endopeptidase inhibitor activity; proteasome binding.
UGAUUUUGUCCACUUUUUCAAAUAAUUAAUUAAAACAUUGGACUAUUAAGGACAAAAAUUUUAAGACAAAAAAAUUCAUUAUACUGUAUCUCUUUCAAAUAAAACAUCGUAGAUUGUACAGUGUAAUAUUUUUCUACAAUGGGUCUCCAUUGUAAUAUCAUAAGAGUGUGAUAUGGAAUGACAUCAUAGUUGGGCAUGUGAUCUCACAGACGUCAUGCUACAGUAUUUUCUGGCACACGAAAUAAAGCAAAAAAUCAGAAGAAGAGUGAAAUGUUACCGAAAGGUUGGAAUGAUAAUCAAGACAUGUAUACACUGCAAUACAAGGAUUCCUCCGACAAAGUUUAUAUACUAAAGAUUAUGAGAGUUGAUGAAGACUUACUGGUCCAUUUCAUGGAUAUUAAAUCCGAGAAGGUUACAAGUAUAAACAUCAGCACUUCAGACUAUACAACUGGUGACCUGUCAUCUUUUGAUGAGGCAUUUAAACAUUUAGGGAAGCUGACAAAGCAGUUAAAAAAGGAUAUUAUUGAUGAAAUAACAAAAUCACCAAAGUCAGGAAGUUCAUCUGAACCUUCCAGUUCAAGGCCUCAGAGGUCAAGGUUGCAUGAUGAUGACCAUGACCCUUUACGUGUGCCACCAAGACAUCCACAUAGACAACCUGUUCCUGGAUGGACAGAUCCAGAUGAUCCAUUUUCUGUUGGAAGAGGUGACCUUGACCCAUUUGGUAGAACUGGAGGUGGUAUGGUGUUUGAUCCAUUCCAUCCUGGUGGUAGAAGAGGGCGACCAGAUCCCAGUGCUGGUCUUCCUGGUAGAUUACCAAGAGGAGCAGUCCCACCUGGUGCUCGAUUUGAUCCCUUUGGUCCACCUGGAACUGGUCCAGGACCUGAUCCUGAUCACUUACCACCACCUGGAUAUGACGACAUGUUUAUGUGAGAGAGAUCUGCUAAAAGCAAGACAUUUCAUUAGUUGUAUUUAUGUUAAAUUGAAUAUUAAAGUUAUAGUUGUUAA